AUGAUGGAUCUGUUCAGCAGAGGAGAGCUGGGGCUGCUGGGAGGAGGAGAGGGCCUCAGAGAUGAUGUGGUUGCGCAUGGCAUCCGCUGGUCACCCAGUCGUCUGCCAGAAGACAUGUAUCCGCCGUCUGGAUUGGCCCUGGCUGCUGCCUACCAUGACAUCAAAGUGCGACUAGCCACUCUGGAGAGGGAGAACAGUAGCAUUAAAAGGAAACUCGAACACUACGAAGUCAAGUUCCCUAUGAUUACUGAGUUUGGAGAGGAGACAAUACUGUGUUGUUCCUGUGAGCCCAUCAUCAAAGACACCAGCACUAUCCAGUCACAGACCACUAACCUACAACAAAGGAUCAACUCCCUCACUCAGGAGCUCCAAAAGAGCAAAGAGAGAGAAGAGAGACUGGAAGAAGUCAUCCAAGCUUACGAGAAGAUUCACCUGGAGAAAAGCAAUGUCCAGAGAGACUUAGACAAAAUGACAACUCUAGUGGAGCAGCACGUGGACAGGAUCCGCAUCCUCGAAUCAGCUCUCAGGCAGAGAGAUAGUUCCCUGCAGAAACUCAGCACUGAGCUGCACAGCAAAGACUUACAUAAGUCUCAACUCCAUGCCAGUCUAGACAUACUGAGAGAUGGUUCAGGGCCGACACUGCAGAGCUCCUGCAGUCUGGAUGCCCUUUUGGACCUGAAGGUGCAGCAGCUGGAGGCUGAGCUGGAGGGUGCGCAGAACCAGGCUGAGGGGGCUUUUCAGAGAGAGAAGGCAAUGAGGGCUGAGGUCCAGAGGCUGCAGCACGAGGUAGCAAAGCUGCGGGAAGCACAAAGACAGCCACAGGACCUGUCUUCUCACUGUGAACACUGUGACGUAGAAUGGAUAAAGAAAGCUGGCGAUGAACAGGUUAACCUGGCAUUAGCUUACACGGAGCUCACAGAGGAGCUGGGUCAUGUUCGCUGUCUGGCUGCAAAGCAGAGUGACCUUCUGCAGCAUGUCUCACAGGAGCCUGCUCCUCAGCAUCUCUCCCCAACCUCUUCCCAGCGUGCCUCACACUCCCCUGACAGACUCCUCCCCACUCCCCUAUCUCCUAUGUCCUCAACUGAAGGGCCCACCUCCUAUUCCCAUCAGCAGACUAGCAGCCGCCUACGAGCUAAGUUCCAGGGUCGCCGAAGUUACUCAGAGGUAUCUGACACAUCAGUCAACCAAAAGCCCCCAGUUCACCUGUUAAGGGACCCAGUAUCUACGCUUCCCAAACCCAGGCACGUCCAUGGGGACAUGCAGGCUUACAGCCAAACCAAAAGUCAGCUCUGUACCUCACUCGUGGGUUUGGUCAGACCAGCAUCAGCUCACGGAGCUGGAGUGGAGAGAGGAGGAGGAAGGGGCAUAGAAAGGUGUGCUGACAGCGGCCUGAGCAACAGUCCUCGUCACUGUGUUCUCGACCUGGACUUUCCUGUGGCUGCUGAGGUUCACCACUUCUGUCACACUGACGAACCAACUGAGCCCACGCCACUGGUAACACCACCUCAAUCUUCAGAUGAUGAAGAGGACGUAUGUACAUAUCCAUCACCUGCUGCCAGCCUGCCUCAUACUCUUGGUGCUGUUGGGAUUGGUUCAUCGUCACCUAGGGAACAGCCCCUUCACUCCUCUUUCCAGUCUCCAAGGAAACAGCCCCACCAUCCCUCUUUCUCAGCCCUGGAGGGCCCUACCAUGCUCUCAUGCCAUCUGCCUCCCUACGUGAACACUGAGCAUGCUCAGUCAUGGCCAUCUAUUAAUUUAUGGAUGGAAUCGGAAGAGAAUGCUGCUCGGAGCUGCCCUCUGUGCCAGCUGACCUUCCCGACCAGUUACCCUGAUGAUGCCCUCAUCAAACACAUUGACUCUCACUUGGAGAACAGCAAGAUCUGA
Messenger RNA from Oreochromis aureus, 1884 nucleotides. Its product is annotated as TANK-binding kinase 1-binding protein 1-like. The transcript is spliced from 12 exons. Bases 1 to 1884 code for a protein of 627 amino acids. Gene Ontology annotation, cellular component: cytoplasm. Gene Ontology annotation, biological process: canonical NF-kappaB signal transduction. The record is from RefSeq and is a predicted model, not a curated record. NCBI's taxonomy places the organism in Eukaryota, Metazoa, Chordata, Actinopteri, Cichliformes, Cichlidae.